This is a messenger RNA of Spea bombifrons (plains spadefoot toad), 614 nucleotides long. Its product is annotated as cyclin-dependent kinases regulatory subunit 1. Gene Ontology annotation, biological process: regulation of mitotic cell cycle. Lineage: Eukaryota; Metazoa; Chordata; Amphibia; Anura; Pelobatidae. Gene Ontology annotation, cellular component: SCF ubiquitin ligase complex; cyclin-dependent protein kinase holoenzyme complex. Gene Ontology annotation, molecular function: histone binding; protein kinase binding; cyclin-dependent protein serine/threonine kinase activator activity. The record is from RefSeq and is a predicted model, not a curated record. The transcript is spliced from 3 exons. Bases 76 to 315 code for a protein of 79 amino acids.
GGUUUCGUUGGGCCAAUCACAGGAGGCGGCGGGAGAGUUUGAAGUAUCAGGGAGAGUCCGCAUCGUCGCCGCGCCAUGUCCGCCGCAUCGCGUCAGAUUUACUAUUCGGAUAAAUAUGAUGACGACACGUUCGAGUACCGCCAUGUCAUGCUUCCCAAAGACGUCGCCAAGCUGGUCCCUAAAACACACCUCAUGUCUGAGACGGAGUGGAGGAAUCUCGGGGUUCAGCAGAGCCAGGGCUGGGUGCACUACAUGAUCCAUGAACCCGAGCCCCACAUCUUACUGUUCCGAAGGCCAUUGCCCCAGAAGUCGUAGGCGCAGGCCUCCCCGCUGCUCCCGUUGGCUGCAAGCACCUUCUCGUAAAGCUUGUUUUCUCCGGAUCCGUGCCGGCUGUCCGUAUAACCGUCUCUUUUGGACUGAAGCGCGGGAAGGAUACGAUUGGCUGGAAUGGAUAUUUAUGGCGUGUGGAUUGUGUGUGGGUGAUAUCGAGCGUGGAUCGCUGCUGGUUAUUGCCGGCCGGUGGCUGCUGAUGUGUCCCGUCUGUCUCUAUCUAUGUUACCACGACGAUGCAAGUGUUUUAUUGCAACUCACUUGAAUAAAGUGGUUUGGUUUUA